CAAUCUUUUCUUCAUUCACUGAUUCCAAGUUUCCAACACAAACUAAGCAACGUCGCUGCAGACGAAAUGGACUAAGCUUCACCAAACACCUCUCCUUUCUCACUCUUUUUUUCCUCCAUGUGGAAAGGCAAAGUCAAUGGCCCACACUGUUCAGUAUUAUCCUGUUCUCUCUCCUUUGACGACAUCGUGCGCUGUCGUUCUCAAACUUUGCUGACUUGUUUAUUGAGCAUCACCUUCUUAUAACAGUUCUUUUUCGUGGGAAGAGUAGAACAUUUGAAUGCAGAGCGCGAAGUUUAGCGAAUCCAUGGUUUCUGCUUUUGUCUUGUUCCUUCAAUGGAUUCUGUGCUUCGUUUCCGUCGUCGGAAGGGGAGCCCAAGCUCAAGGCCAGAGCACCACAGACCCAGUUGAAGUGAGCGCUUUCAGAAGCAUAUCAAAGCAUUGGAACCUCUCGUCAUCUGCUUCGUGGAAUCUAACUGAACCCUGCAGCGGCACUGCCAUUGAUGCUUCCACAAUCGAUGAUACGCGCUAUGACCCCGCGAUCAAGUGUUCCUGCAGCAAUGGAACUUGCCAUAUCACCAAACUGAAAGUUUAUGCUCUGAGUGUCAGGGGAACUAUACCAGAAGCUCUUGCAAAUCUUACUUUACUUGAUAAUUUAAAUCUGGGUCAAAAUUAUCUGACAGGACCAUUGCCUGCAUUCAUUGGCAAUUUAACCUCCUUGGAAUACUUGACGUUUGGUAUUAAUGCUCUCUCUGGGACUGUUCCGAAGGAACUUGGAAAACUCAUAAGACUUCAAUCACUGAGUUUUGGAUCAAAUAAUUUCUCUGGCCCUCUUCCUCCCGAGCUUGGAAACUUGGCGAACUUGGUACAACUGUAUAUUGAUAGCGCUGUUCUCAGUGGCCCAAUUCCUUCAACAUUCGUAAAUCUAAAGAAAUUGAAAACAGUGUGGGCUUCAGACAACCUAUUUACUGGAAAGAUACCUGACCUCAUAUGCAAUUGGACGGAACUUACUGACCUGAGGCUUGAAGGGAGCUUUUCACAGGGUCCAAUACCAUCAGGGUUCUCUAAUUUAACAUUUAUGGCAAAACUGCGUAUAAGUGAUCUGUCAAAUGGGAGCUCUUCCUUAUCAUUUAUUAGAAAUAUGAAAUCUCUAAGCACUUUAGUAUUGAGAAAUGUCAAGCUGUCUGGCAGUAUUCCAACUGAUAUUUGGAGUUAUCAAGAAUUGAAGCAUUUGGACCUCAGUUUCAAUAACCUAAACGGUCAAAUUCCAAGCUCCCUCCUCAAUAUGAAUUCACUUUCCAACUUGUACCUUGGAAGCAACCUUUUAUCUGGUUUAAUACCAUCCACAAAAAGUUCAAAUCUUCUCAAUGUAGACUUGUCAUACAACAAUUUAUCUGGAAGCCUUCCUUCUUGGUUGGGUGAAAACAAUUUGAAAAUUAAUUUGGUUGGAAACUCCUUGGUCAUUGAUAGUUCUAACAACAGUGGUUUGCCUGCUGGAUUGAUGUGUCUUCAACGGGACUUCUCAUGCAACAAAAAUCCUCCUAUUUAUUCUUCAUUUGCAAUUAAAUGUGGUGGUCCGCAAAUUACAUCUUCAACUGGCAUAGUAUUUGAUGGAGACAAUGAGGAUCUUGGUGCUUCAUCAUAUUAUAUGAUCAACACGGAGAGAUGGGCAGUGAGUAACAAUGGGAUGUUUCUUGAUAAUAAUAAUGCUCAGUUUACGCAGAACAGCUCAUCACAAUUUACCAACACAUCAGAUUCGAACUUAUUCCAAACUGCAAGGCUAUCUCCAGUUUCAUUGCGAUAUUAUGGACUUGGCCUCCAAAACGGAAACUACACAGUGAAUCUUCUAUUUGCUGAAUCAGCUUUUCCAGAUUCACCUAUUUGGCAAAGUGUUGGAAGGCGUAUUUUUGAUAUUUAUGUUCAAGGAAACUUGGUGCUUAAAGAUUUUGACAUAAGAAGGCAGGCAGGUGGAGUUUCAUUUAGAGCUGUUUCAUUGAACUUUACAGCCAAUGUAUCUCAUAACUUCCUUGAAAUUCACCUUUACUGGGCUGGAAAGGGAACGUGCUGCAUCCCUGCUCAAGGAACUUAUGGGCCAUCUAUUUCAGCAAUUAGUGUUACUCCAGAUUUUGUGCCAACUGUUUGCAAUCGCCCACCAGGCAUGUGCUCCAGAAAGAAAAAGGCAAUGAGUUCUGUCAUCGGAAUUUCUGUUGCCGCUGCAGUGGUUAUAAUUAUUUUCCUUGUGGUAAUUUUUGUUUUGCGACAGAGAAAAAGGAGGCUCCUCCUACAAAAUGCAAAUGCAGAGCUCUCAGGAACAGGUGUGAAACCAAAUAUAUUUAGCUAUGCUGAACUACAGGCUGCAACAAACGAUUUCAAUGCUGCAAACAAGUUAGGAGAGGGGGGAUUUGGACCAGUAUAUCAGGGCACACUUUCAGAUGGGAGGGUUGUGGCUGUGAAGCAACUUUCAGCAGCAUCACUUCAAGGAAAGAGUCAGUUCCUCACUGAAAUCGCGACCAUUUCUGCAGUGAAACACAGAAACCUUGUGAAGUUGCAUGGAUGUUGCCUCGAGGGGGAUAAAUAUCUCCUAGUCUAUGAGUAUCUUGAAAACAAAAGCCUUGAUCAAGUUCUCUUUGGAAACAAGGGACUGAAUUUGAAUUGGCCUGCUCGCUUUCGCAUCUGCUUGGGAACCGCUCGAGCACUUGCUUAUCUUCAUGAAGCGUCUGGGGUAAAAAUUGUACAUAGGGAUGUCAAAGCAAGCAAUAUUCUACUUGACGCUGAGCUUAAUCCAAAAAUUUCUGAUUUUGGUAUGGCCAAGCUUUACGAUGAUACCAAAUCACACCUUAGCACAAGAGUUGCGGGAACAGUUGGAUAUCUUGCACCAGAAUAUGCAAUGCGUGGGCAUUUAACUGAAAAGGCUGAUGUGUACGGAUUUGGGGUUCUCGCUCUUGAGAUUAUUAGUGGAAGGCCUAAUGCAGACACUAGCUUAGACCAAAAGGAGAUAUAUCUUCUGGAAUGGGCCUGGCAUUUGCAUGAGAACAAUAGCCACUUGAAAUUGGUGGAUCCAACUCUGACUGUAUACGAUGAAGAAGAAGCUCUCCGAGUGAUUAGGGUUGCACUUUUGUGCACACAAGCAUCGCCAUCACUACGUCCACGCAUGUCUCGUGCCGUUGCCAUGUUGUCAGGUGACAUAGAAGUGAGCGCUGCAACAUCAAGGCCUGCAUAUCUUACUGAUUGGCACUUCAAGGAUAUAAGCAGCACAUUUGAUACCGAUGCAUCCACAUCCAAGAUGACUGCAACCACAGGUUCUGAUAACUACCAAACUACACCAGUAACCACAAGUACGAUAACCGAGGGAAGUCACUCGCCCUACAGUGAUACACAUCCAAUAUUUCAACAUUCACGAAGCAUUGGAGACGAUGAUGUCCAUGAAAUAAGGUUUUAAAUUUUUAAUCUAUAUAUAUCAUAGUAGUUAGAUAUGGACAGUUUUUAGUUUCUUUCAUCAUCUGUGCUCUUUUUAUUAUUGUGUUUUUGUACCAUAUAAAAAUGAACGAGUGCUGGUUUAGCCUUUUUUAAUGAAAUGGAGACUGGAAGAUGUAUCAGAACUGCUUACAUAAGAGGCAUUUUUAUCA
Molecule: messenger RNA, 3623 nt
Organism: Nymphaea colorata (pocket water lily)
Lineage: Eukaryota; Viridiplantae; Streptophyta; Magnoliopsida; Nymphaeales; Nymphaeaceae
Product: probable LRR receptor-like serine/threonine-protein kinase At1g56130
Exons: 25
Coding region: 278-3436 (1052 amino acids)
Biological process (GO): protein phosphorylation
Molecular function (GO): protein binding; protein kinase activity; ATP binding
Source: RefSeq, a predicted model, not a curated record